GUUAGGAUCGUGUUCGUUUUUUUCAAUCUCUGUCGUCUAGAAAUAGUUAUCCAGCGGGAUCGUCUGCUCUCCACCUCUGCCCCCGUCGCCAUCAAACAGGAGUAGUAGGGGGGCAACCUAUGCUUAUCGUGAGAUCACUGCGUGCCUAUUAUUAUCUUCCUUCCGUCUCAUUAUUGGACCAUCCACCUAUACGUGCAGUGUCGGUGAAAACCAUGGACGUGUCACCGUUCCUUGCACUGCUGCUCGUUACCCUCCUUUCCCUGCUCUUCUUCCUCUCCACUUGGAGGAAGAAACAGCCUUCUCCGCCCAGCGGCGUCGGCGAUGGCCGGCCGCUUCCGCCGUCGCCUCGGGGCCUUCCUAUCCUGGGACACCUGCCUCUUCUGGGCCCCCUGCCGCACCGGAAGCUGUGGGCGAUGGCGCAGGCGCACGGCCCCGUGAUGCUCCUCCGCUUCGGCCGCGUGCCGACGGUGGUGGCCUCGUCGGCGGCCGCGGCGCAGGAGGUGAUGAAGACCCGCGACCUGGCGUUCGCGAGCCGCCCCAGGAUGCGCAUGGCCGAGCGCCUCGUGUACGGCCGCGACGUGGCCUUCGUCCCCUACGGCGAGCACUGGCGUCAGAGCCGACGCGUCUGCGUGCUCCACCUUCUCAGCCAGCGCCGCGUCAGCUCCUUCCGCCACGCCCGGGAGCAGGAGGUCGCCGCGAUGCUCGCCCGCGUCCGCGCCGCCGCCGGUGGACGCGACGGCGCCGUCGUCAACCUCACCGCCCACAUCAUCUCCUACACCAACGGCAUCAUCUCCCGCGCCACGUACGGCGACAAAGGAGGGAGGUACUACGACGGGCCCGACGGCGGCGAGAAGCUCGCGAAGCUGUUCGCCGACUUCGAGGAGCUCCUGGGGACCGUCACCGUGGGGGAGUUCGUGCCCUGGCUGGCGUGGGUCGACGCGCUCAUGGGCCUGGACGCCAAGGCCACGCGCACGUCCGCGGAGUUGGACGCCUUCCUGGAGCGGGUCAUCACGGACCACCGUCGUCAGAGGCGCCGUGGCGGCCAGUGUGACGGCGACGACCAUCGGGAUUUUGUCGACGUGCUGUUGGACGUGAACGAGGACGAGGCGGACGCCGGUGGUGGAGUCAAGUUUGACGACACUACAUGCGACGUGACCAUCAAGGCCAUUAUCCUGAAAAUGUUUGCCGCCGCCACGGACACGACCUACACGACGCUGGUAUGGGCCAUGGCGGAGCUCAUCAACCACACACACGAGAUGCGCAGGGUCCAGGACGAGAUCCGCGCCGCCGUCGGCAUCGACGACGACCACGUCACCGAGGACCACCUCGAGGAGCUGCGCUACCUCAGGUGCGUGAUCAAGGAGACGCUCCGGCUGCACAUGCCGCUGCCGCUCCUCAUACCACGGGAGACGACGGUGGACACGGAGCUGCUCGGCUACCACGUCCCAGCGGGCACCCGCGUCAUCGUCAACGCCUGGGCCAUCGCGCGGGACGCCGCGGCGUGGGAGCGCGCCGACGAGUUCGUGCCGGAGCGGUUUGCCGGCGGCGACGACCUCAAGGCGGCGGACUACUUGUUGCUCGGGCAGGACUUCAGGUUCGUGCCGUUUGGCGCCGGGAGGAGAGGGUGCCCUGGGGUGGGAUUCUCUGUGCCGACCAUGGAGCUGGCGCUGGCGAGCUUGCUCUAUCACUUCGACUGGGAGCUGCCGGCUCGAGGGCCGUCGAGGCUGGAGAUGGACGAGCUGAACGGGCUGUCCGUGCGCCUCAAGGCCAACCUGUGUUUGGUUGCUAAGCCAUGGUGUCGUCAGUGAGAUCAACAUGCGUGUCUUUGUCUUGUCGGUAGUGAGAUUGUUCUUUAGAAAAAUGUUUGUAUUUCCUAGAUUCAAAUUUUCGAUGGUUCUACACUGAAAGGGAAAUUAACUUGUAUGACCGUCUAUAAUAUACUGCUGAUUAUUGUGCCCCACGUACUCUAGCCUCUGGUGUGUAGUAG
This is a messenger RNA of Zea mays, 1987 nucleotides long. RefSeq names its product cytochrome P450 71A1. Gene Ontology annotation, molecular function: iron ion binding; heme binding; oxidoreductase activity, acting on paired donors, with incorporation or reduction of molecular oxygen. The transcript has 3 exons. The coding region runs from base 120 to 1808 and encodes 562 amino acids. The record is from RefSeq and is a predicted model, not a curated record. Lineage: Eukaryota; Viridiplantae; Streptophyta; Magnoliopsida; Poales; Poaceae.